Molecule: messenger RNA, 498 nt
Organism: Vitrella brassicaformis
Lineage: Eukaryota; Vitrellaceae
Source: the annotation of a GenBank genome assembly
UCAGCGCUGCUGGUUGCUGUUGGUGUUGCUCUUGAGCCUCUCCUCCCACACCUUCCUGCUAUCCUGGAGCUCCUUCUCAAGCGCAGCCUGCGCCUUCUGCUGCUGGGAGAUGGAAAUACACAAAAACACCACGGCAAAUGAGCAAAAUUUGGCCAUUCCAACGGACUGAUGGGCCAUGCAUGCCUCUCCUGCGUGCCAGAAUGCGCCUAUCCCAUCCUCACCUCAAUGUCGCACAUCUUCUCUAUGAGCUGCUCUACGGUCAGAUCUCGCACCUCAUGGCCAUCGUCUUCGAGUUUCUUCACCAGUUGCCGGAUCCUCUCGCUGAAGUGGCUCUGCGAUGGCGCAGAGGGACGCGGCAUCCUGCCGAACAGAUUCGAAAUUUGCGAGCUUAGAAGAUAUCGAACUCAUUGCAGCCACGUCCCUCCCGAGGCCACAGCGGCCUUCCAGGCCCUCAAAGCCGAGCACGACAAGACCCUCUCGUUCAUCUCCGGCACUCUG